UGUGGAUUUCCAUCAGACGGCCGGAUGAUGGCGAAGGGCAAAGUUCUAUGGUUAUCUGUUCUCCUCCUCGGCUCGGCGCUCUCGCAGCCGCUGCCGGAGCCGCAGCUGGACCAGCCCUGCCCUUGUUCGGACCCCUGCCCCGGUCCGUGUCCGAGCUGUCCCGGUCCGUGUGACGGGGGCACAAUCGACGUCGCACCAUGCAAUCCUUGCGGUCCGCAGGUCAACUACGCUUAUGGACAAUCUCAGCCAGGUAUUACACUGCCCGGUCCGUGUGACGGGGGCGUAAUCGACGUCGCCCCAUGCAAUCCUUGCAGUCCGCAGGUCAACUACGCUUAUGGACAGUCUCAGCCAGGAAUAAUAACCGUCAGGCCGGGCCAGAUCCGCUUCCCGCAACAACCCCCCAUCGUCGUCCGUCCAGGCCCCAUCUCGCUGCCGCGCCCCCAGCCGAUCUGGGUGAAGCCCCGGCCAGUCUACCCCCCCGCUCCCGCCCCUAUCACCAUCAGGCCCCAACCAGUGCAGCCGCCGCAGCAGCCCCCAUUCACCGUGAGGGUGCCGCCCGUGAUGCCUCCGGUGCUGCCACCGAUUUGGGUUAGACCUCAGCCCGUGCCUGUGCCUUGUCCUAGUCCUAUCAAGGUCAUCCCAAGCCCAGUCCAACCACCGCUGCCGACGCCACUGGUCAUCGUUCCCCCCAGAGUCUUAGUCCCCAGUCCCCCCACCAUCGUCUUCCAGCCGGACCCACCCCAGAUCUUCAGGACUAUUGGCUGCGCUGACGUGAGGUCACUACGGAAUCUGAGUCCGUCUCCGAACCCUUGGUUUCCUUCACCCAGUCCGUCACCGGCCCCUCAACCUUGGUUCCCUUCCCCUAGUCCUUCACCCUGCGUUCAACCUUGGUUUCCUUCCCCUAGCCCUUCCCCCUGCCCUCAACCUUGGUUCCCUUCCCCUAGCCCUUCCCCCUGCCCGCAACCUAGCCCGUCCCCCUGCCCAUCACCUUGUCCAUGCAUGAACUAAGCUAGACUCGAACAUUAAAUAAAAACGGGGAAGACGUUUAACCAUCGCAAAAAAAAAUACAAGUUCUUCAGAAGGCGCCUGUUAAUUGUUUACGAGCACAAAUAAUACCAAAUUCAAUGCAAAAAAGUUCGGUGAAGGAACUUAAUUUCAGUACCAUUUCGUUCCUUUUGGUCAAGGAACUUAAUUUCAGUACCAUUUCGUUCGCGUUCCAAUUUAGGUAUGAGGUCUCUAGCAACUUUCAUAUUGAUUGCCACUGUGUCAAGAUACGAAAUGGUAUAUACUGAAUUAAGUUCCUUAACUUGUACCAUCUUCUCCACUCACUAGAGUAUAUUCAACGUUCUGUGCAGUAUCUGAACACAUCAAAAGACAUGCUUUAAUCAAAAUAAAAUUAUUACUUUGCUUAUCCGCGAAAUGAUAACCUGUUAAACCGGCGACGUUGCCGGACCGUCAACAUCUCCAACAUCCUCGACAAGAUGAUGCCUCGUAGAGAGUCGAAACACAUGUCGAGUUUUGUACUCUUGGUGCUGGCACAGAUCAUGUGCUGGUUUGUUAUAUUUAUUUGCGUAUUUACUUUUGCGGAGGGAGGAUGAUAACGUUAAUUUCAUGCGAAAAAUACGCAAGUCAGUAUAAUAGUUCACUAAUGGACUAGCACGUUAUAAUUUCGCGGAUAAGCAAAGUAAUAAUUUUGCUUUGGUUAAUAUGGAUUUCCGCAAAGUAACGGCCGAUUCUAUUAAGAUAUGCUUUGUAUCUGUAAGGAGCAGAUACACCCAGUGGUGCAAUUGGACUUAAAUUGAUUCAAAGUUAUCCACAGGGACCAACUAAGAGCUACUUGCGAUGGUUUAGUAUCUUCACCGAAGUUUGUUAAAUGUUCGAAAUUGUAUUCAUUAAUUUAGAUAUCUGUUGUAACAGGGAAUAUUUAAUUAUUGUAUCGAAUAUAUUUGUAUAUAUUAUUUUAAGGCUACUUUUGUAAGUGUGAAUGCAAUUGAAUAUAUUACGGGUAUAAGCAGCAUAAUA
Cydia pomonella (codling moth) is the source of this 2022-nucleotide messenger RNA. RefSeq lists its product as uncharacterized. The coding region runs from base 25 to 1008 and encodes 327 amino acids. NCBI's taxonomy places the organism in Eukaryota, Metazoa, Arthropoda, Insecta, Lepidoptera, Tortricidae. The record is from RefSeq and is a predicted model, not a curated record. The transcript has 6 exons.